Anopheles coustani is the source of this 1599-nucleotide messenger RNA. Its product is annotated as UDP-glycosyltransferase UGT5-like. The record is from RefSeq and is a predicted model, not a curated record. The transcript has a single exon. NCBI's taxonomy places the organism in Eukaryota, Metazoa, Arthropoda, Insecta, Diptera, Culicidae. Gene Ontology annotation, molecular function: UDP-glycosyltransferase activity. Bases 1 to 1599 code for a protein of 532 amino acids.
AUGUACGGUCUGAAGGUGCUUCUUCCGGUUGCGCUGCUGGUGGCGCUUCUGGCAGGCGGUACGGAAGCUUCCCGUAUCCUUGGAAUUCUUCCUUCGGUCGGUCGCUCACAUUAUAUUAUCGGUGCCGGUCUAAUGAAGGCCCUGCUCGACGCGGGCCAUGAAGUGACCAUCGUCAGUCCGUACCCGAUGAAGGGUGCUCCGCCCGAUCGGCAUCGGGACAUUCUGAUGCCGGAAUUCACCGAAGCACACGGUGUGUCCGGGCCGGAUCUUUUCGAGUACAAAAAUGCACCCAACCUAGUGGUUCUCUACCUGGUGUACAACGAGUUUGGGCCGAUGUCCUCCGAGGGUCUCCUGCAGCACCCGAACGUGGUACAGUUGAUGGAAUCGGGCGAAAAGUUUGACGCCGUUAUCGUGGAGUCGUUUGCCAGUGAGGUCCUGUACGGAUUGGCGGAGCACUUCGGGGGGCAGCUAAUCGUCUUUUCACCGUUCGGGGCUUCCAUGUGGACGAACGAGCUGGUUGGCACACCGUACCCGUACUCCUACAUUCCCCACACCUUCCUCAGCUACACGAACGAGAUGUCCUUCUGGCAACGGUUCUCCAACGCGCUCGUGGCGCACUUGGAUAAGUUCUACUAUCGCAACGUGUUCCUACCGAAACAGGAGCAGCUGUACCGGCGCUACUUCCCUGAGGCGAAGCUAACCUUCCAGGAGACACUCGAUAGUGUUCGGUUGGCGUUCGUGAAUCAACAUUUUACGCUCAGCUACCCUCAUCCUUACGCACCGAACCACAUCGAAAUCGGAGGUAUCCAGAUCCAACCGCCGAAAGAGUUGCCCGAAGAUCUCCACAAGUACAUCGAGUCGUCGCCGCACGGUGUGAUCUACUUCUCGAUGGGUUCGAUGCUGAAGGGACGCAACUUCCCCGAGGAAAAGCGGGCCGCAUUCGUGAACGUGUUCCGCGGGCUGAAGGAGAACGUGAUCUGGAAGUACGAGAACGAGAGCCUCCCGAACCGGCCAAAGAACGUACUCAUCCGAUCGUGGAUGCCACAGAGCGACAUAUUGGCCCAUCCGAAGGUGAAACUGUUCAUCACGCACGGUGGCCUUCUCGGGACGACCGAGGGUCUCUACAACGGGGUACCGAUGGUCGGCAUACCGAUCUACGGCGAUCAGGAGCUUAAUCUGGCCCGCGCCGAAAAGGCUGGCUACGGCGUGAAGCUUGACUACGAGACACUCAGCGAAGAAACGAUCUCUGCCGCCAUCGGCCGGGUCCUUUCCGAUCCGUCCUACGCUAAGAACGCGCAAACCAUCUCUCGACGUUACCGUGAUCAACCGCUCGGACCGGCCAAAACGGCUGUUUACUGGGUGGAGUAUGUCAUCCGGCAUGGAGGCGCACCGCAGCUUCAAUCCCCGUCCGUAAAACUCUCUUUCAUCGAGUACAAUCUGCUCGAUGUGUAUGCGGUGAUGGCACUGAUCGCGCUAUCAGCGCUAAUUGGAUCGUUCGCACUGGUUAAGGUGACCCUGAAACGGCUCGGACUUGUCAAAGGAGCCAAAUCGGCCGCCGGAAGGGGUGGUGGUGCACAGGAGCGGAAGAAAACAAAAUAA